AUGGAACUUCAGUUAGCGGAUGACGUAAGAGAGCUAGCCAGUGGGACCGUUGAAGGUAUUAAUGGACUGUUCCCAGCUGGAGAGAUUCCCGAUGUGACUUGGGACUGCGACUUGGAGGAGAAGGCUUGGAAAUCUAUGCAAGGAGGAAGAGUUGAUUUGAACUUCAUUUGGCCCCAUGCUGCAAGCGCAGACAUGAAGAGUUUGCCAUUGGACAACAUACGACCUGUAUCGUUCGAAGUUGACUUCAAACCUACUUUAGAGAAAUGGUGGCGUGAAGGAUUCAUAAAUAUGAAUCCUGACAAGCUCUAUAAUAGGGCCGACAUAGAGGACUUCGCAAAUAUGAUGAAUGCAAAAAACUUGAAAAUUGGUUGCUACACUGAGAGAACGAAGAGACAAUGCUUAGCUAUGAAUGUGUGCUUCUAUGGAGUAUCCCCUAAAUGGGACGAACCUGUGUACUAG
Messenger RNA from Strongylus vulgaris, 459 nucleotides. The record is from the annotation of a GenBank genome assembly. NCBI's taxonomy places the organism in Eukaryota, Metazoa, Nematoda, Chromadorea, Rhabditida, Strongylidae.